Sardina pilchardus (European sardine) is the source of this 1030-nucleotide messenger RNA. RefSeq names its product NAD(P)(+)--arginine ADP-ribosyltransferase 1-like. Bases 3 to 896 code for a protein of 297 amino acids. The record is from RefSeq and is a predicted model, not a curated record. The transcript is spliced from 2 exons. Lineage: Eukaryota; Metazoa; Chordata; Actinopteri; Clupeiformes; Clupeidae. Gene Ontology annotation, molecular function: NAD+-protein-arginine ADP-ribosyltransferase activity; NAD+ poly-ADP-ribosyltransferase activity.
UGAUGAUGAUGAAGAUGGCCUCACCUGUGCUGAAUCUUAUCUUCACAGUUGGAGUUGCCCUUGGACAGGAUGAGAGAAAAGCAGCCGCAGGACACGUGUUUCCACUGGAUAUGGCCGUGGGUUCGGUCGAUGACCAAUACCAGGGUUGUAGGGAGAGGAUGGCAGAAUUGGUGAAGAUUGAAUUUCUUCCACGUGAACUUAACAACACAACAGUCUUUGGUAAAGCAUGGAGUAAGAUACUGGAGAAGAAACUCCAUCAUUGUGACAACGAUGUCCUGCCAAGGAACCAUUGCAUUGCCCUGUAUGUGUACACUGGUGAUGAUGCAUAUCGUGCUUUCAAUAAGGCUGAUCGUAUGGGUAAACACAACUACACUAACGGGACAUAUGGAUGGUACUCACUCCAGUUUUAUUUGGCGGACGCUGUACAGGUUCUAAAAGGAAAACAUAAUAACUGCAAUAUAACUUAUCGCGGUACGGACCUUACUUUUGAUAAAAAUGUUCUAAACAAAGAGGUCCGAUUUGGCUCAUUUACGUCCUCUUCUUUUGUUCCUGAGAAAACACAGACAUUUGGAACAAAAUCUUGUUUUCAAAUCAAAACGUGCUAUGGUGCUGCAAUACAUAACUAUUCCAUAUAUGACGAAAAAGAGGUAUUAAUUCCUCCAUACGAGAAGUUCAUGGUCACUGAUGUCUUAAAGAGAUCAAAACAUUGUGAACUCUGGUGUGACACUGUGUAUGUGCUGAACAGCACUGGAAUCAGAAGUGACCUGAACUGUGUAGUAGCACCAACACCAGUGCCAACAGCAUCUGGCCAAUCCCCUCCCUUGCAUCGGUCAGAUCAGUCUCUCUGGGUGACCAGUCUGGGUGUCAUUACUUUCAUUCAGACUGUUACACACUAGGUGUGGGAGUGGCCAAAAUGUGACGAUUCAAUACUAUUGCGAUAUUUGGGCCACGAUACAAUAUUAUUACGAUUAUUAACAUAUUGCAAUAAAACAAGUAUUGCUAUUCGAUUCUUCAAUAUACAGUAUUGCUA